AAUAAUAAUAUCUUAAAAAAUUUAUUAUUAUUCAUUCAAAAAUAUUUAUUUAUUAAAAUUUUAAAAUUUUUUUUUAAAUUUAAAACUAAUACUUUAAGAACCAAUUUUUUAUUUUAAUAUAAUAAUAUAAAAUAAAAAAAGAUAUAUAAAAUAGAUAAAAUGGAAGAUAUAUCAUUUGUUAAUGAAGUCGAUAAUAAAAAUUUUGAUAUAAUUGUUGUAGGUGCAGGUGUUGCAGGUAGUGCAUUUGCAUAUUCAAUGGGAUGUAAAGGUAAAAAGGUUUUGUGUAUCGAGCGUGACUUAUCAGAACCAGAUAGAAUUGUCGGAGAAUUAAUGCAACCAGGUGGUGUUAAAGCUUUACGUGAAUUAGGAAUGGAAGAAUGUUUAGAGGGUAUUGAUUCAUCUUUAGUUUUUGGUUAUGGUAUUUUUAAACAAAAUAAAGGUGUUAAAUUAGCAUAUCCAAAAGAUAAAAAUGGUGGUAUUAUAAAUGGUUUCAGUUUUCAUCAUGGUCGUUUUAUUCAAAAAUUAAGAUUUAAAGCAUCAUCAUGUGAAAACGUAUUUAUGGUUGAAGGUACAGUUAAUGCAUUAAUUGAAGAAAAUGGUGUAGUUUUAGGUGUUAAAUAUGUAGAAAGUAAAAAAUCAAAAGACGAACAAAAUACAAUUAUAAAAGAAGUAAGAGCACCAUUAACAAUUGUUUGUGAUGGUUGUUUUUCAAAUUUAAGAAAAUCAUUAAUUCAAGAUUCACCACAAUUAACAUCUACUUUUGUUGGUCUUAUUAUUAAAGGGGUACAACUCCCAUAUCAAAAUCAUGGUCAUGUAUUUUUAGUUGAUCCAGCUCCAAUUUUAAUGUACAGAAUUGGAUCAGAUGAAAUUCGUGUUUUAGUCGAUAUACCAAAAUGUCCAUCAAAUAAUGAAUUAAGAGAAUAUUUAGAAAAAGUUACAGCACCACAAUUACCAGAGUCAUUAAGAGAAUCAUUUUUAACAGCAUUAAAAACUGAUCCAUUAAAGAAAAUGCCAAAUUCACGUUUACCACCAAAUAAAAUUUCUAAACCAGGUGUAUUAUUAGUAGGCGAUUCAUGGAAUAUGAGACAUCCAUUAACUGGCUCAGGUAUGACUGUUUGUUUAUCAGAUGUUUCAAUUCUCACCAGAUUAUUGGCUAAUGUUUCAGAUUUAUCAAAUAAAAAAGAAAUUGAAAAUGUUGUUGCUAAAUUUGUUCAAGAGCGUAGACCAUUAGCUGCUACUUUAAAUGUUUUGGCCGGUGCUCUCUAUAAAGUUUUUUCUGCAUCUAAUGAACAUUUAAGAAAAGCCUGUCUUGGUUAUUUAGAUUUAGGAGGAGAAUUCUCUGCUGGUCCAGUCGCUCUCUUGUCAGGUCUUAAACCUAAACCACAAGUUUUAGCUAUGCACUUUUUCGCUGUUGCUUUUUAUGGUGUAUUAAAAAAUAUUUUACCUUUCCCAACUCCUGCUCGUAUUCGUCGUUGUUAUCAAAUUCUUUGUGCCGCUUCAGAUAUUGUAGUUCCUUUACUUCGUUCUGAAGGUGUAUUAAAAUAUUUAACUACUCUUUGUGUAACUUUAAGAUUAACAAAUCAAUAAAAAAAAAAAAAACAAAUAAUUUAUUUAUAUAUAUUAAAUAAAAAUUUUAUUU
This is a messenger RNA of Dictyostelium purpureum, 1639 nucleotides long. RefSeq lists its product as uncharacterized. The transcript has 5 exons. NCBI's taxonomy places the organism in Eukaryota, Evosea, Eumycetozoa, Dictyosteliales, Dictyosteliaceae. Gene Ontology annotation, molecular function: squalene monooxygenase activity; flavin adenine dinucleotide binding. The record is from RefSeq and is a predicted model, not a curated record. The coding region runs from base 160 to 1587 and encodes 475 amino acids. Gene Ontology annotation, biological process: sterol biosynthetic process. Gene Ontology annotation, cellular component: endoplasmic reticulum; membrane.